UAUAUAAAAAUUGGAAGUGCAGAAUGAAGAAGAAAUGGGAGAAGCUUGUGGAUGCGGGAAUUGAUCCCUAUGCUCAUCCAUACAAAGGAGUACAAUCCGAUGAUUGGAAGUAUUUGAUUGACCAAGUAUGGUUGGAUCCUAAAAACAAGCGUCGCUACGAUGUCGACAAACUAAAUAGGAGCAAGCUACCCUACAAUCAUAGUAGUGGGUUGCGAUCUUUUCCGGCGGCGAUGAGCAUUGCGGUGAAGGAAAACGGUGGCUUGUUGCCAGAUAUUUGCAAUUUCUACAAGGACACUCAUCAGAACAAGAAGACAAAAGAAUGGAUUGAUCCUAUAUGCUGUGAUUUACAUGAGCAAAUGACAAUGGUGCGGGAUGAGUCUAUUGAGUCUGGAACACCGAUGACACAAGAGGAUAUAUCAAGAGUGGUGCUGGGGAAGAAGAAGGGAUACUUGAGAGGUUUUGGGGUCGGACCAAAGCCCUCGUCUUGUGAUGUUGGGUCGAAUGUGGCAUCACAAGCACGUGAGGAGCACUUGAAAAGGCUUACAUCCGAGUUGGAGAUACUGCGUGCGGAGCAGCAGAGUGACCGUGAGGAGCAGAAAAAAAAGGAAGAGGAGCAACAAAAAAAGGAAGAGGAGCAACAAAUAAAAGAGGCAGAGAAUGCAAGACAACGUGAGGAGAUGCAGAUGCAGAUUUUUGGACUUCAGAUCACGUUGGCGCAAGUUUUGGAAAAGCUUAAUCCAUCAAAGUCCCCACCAUAGCUACUUAUGGUAAUGGAUGGAUGAUCAUGUGCACAAAGCUAAAUUGUACAGGACUAAUGGGCACUAUAAGCAUUUUUGGAAGGAAUAUAUAUUUUUGAAUAGAUGUGUAUGGAAAAUAUUUGGGAGGAGUAGUAGUUAUUUUUUUUGGAUGAAUGUUGUAUGAAAAAUAUUUAGAUAGACUACUAGUGUGUAUAUUUUUUGAUAGCUGAGCAUGGAUAACAAUUUAAAACAUAAUAACAACUAAUUGUUAUGUUUUAAAUUGUUAUGCUAGAUGGAUGUGACUUGGAUAAUUAUAUAGAUUACAAGUGGAUUUUUAAUUGGAGGAAUAUGUAUCUUUGAAA
Messenger RNA from Camellia sinensis, 1099 nucleotides. Lineage: Eukaryota; Viridiplantae; Streptophyta; Magnoliopsida; Ericales; Theaceae. The record is from RefSeq and is a predicted model, not a curated record.